Molecule: messenger RNA, 3858 nt
Organism: Megalopta genalis
Lineage: Eukaryota; Metazoa; Arthropoda; Insecta; Hymenoptera; Halictidae
Source: RefSeq, a predicted model, not a curated record
AUGAACGGAUUCCAAGCACUUCUGACGUUCCUCGGCGUUCUCGUGCUGACGGACGGGGACCUGAUCGCGAAGUACCGCGGCGCCAGAAACGUAUACCAUGGUAGGUACACGAGAGACGUACACCAGCCGGAAUUCCUGAUACCGAAAAGAGUGUUCGAGGAUGGCAAGUUCGCCACAUACUCGCUGCCGAAUUUCUACAACCGGGACGAGCUCAGCAGGAGAAAAAGGUCGUCGGGGACGGACUCCGGGGCCGAUAAAUUGCACCUGGUGCUGCCAUUCAACGGGAUCGAGCACCACGUGGAGCUCGACCCGCACCACGAAUUCAUCUCGCCAGACAUGGUGAUCGAGACGAGGGGCGCCGGCCUCAGGACUAACCUGAACGAGGCGAUACGAUUCAAAAGAGCCCCGGAUCAGCAGUGCCAUUAUCGAGGUUUCGUCAGGGGCCACCGCGGAUCCAAGGCUGCACUUUCUUUGUGCGACGGCGUGGUCGGCUACGUGCAAACCGAUCGUGGACGGUACUUCAUUGAGCCGGCGAACGAAGCCGAACCGGAGCCCGAUGGCCGCCAUGUUCACAUCGCCUAUGAACGCAGCGUGGAGCACGAAGCCGCUGAAAAAGACGGGCAUCCACCGAAGAAAGCUUGCGGAGUCAGCGAUAACUGGGAGAUCGCGUGGGCGGAAGCGUUGGCCGAACGAGAGAAACGGUCGAUGAAGGAAAAAUCGUUGGUAGCGAAGAGGGCUGACAACCCUUAUUCCGCGACUCACAGCAUACAUCGAUUCCUGACGCUCGCGGUGGUCGCCGACAGGAUGUUCCUCGAUUACCACAACAACACCAACUACGAACAGUAUCUGAUGACGGUCAUGAACAUGGUGGCGGAUUUUUACCACGACGCCAGCACCGGCAAUCAAAUCGACGUGAUCCUCGUGCGGAUGAUUUAUUUGGAGAAGGAGAAGGAGGAGAUAGAUUUGCGCAUUACUCCCGCGGCCGAAGGGACGCUGGAGAAUUUCUUGAAGUGGGUGGAGAAGCUGAAGCCCGCCGACGAGAACCACCCUAAUCACUUCGACGCGGCUGUCCUCGUGACCAGGCACGACAUUUGCUCGCGUGGUACUAACUGCAACCUGCUGGGCCUGGCGUACGUGGGCACCGUCUGCGCGCCCAACAGAGCAGGCGCGAUCAACGAAGACACCGGCCUUACCCUUGGCAUCACGGUCGCUCACGAACUCGGUCAUUCGUUGGGCUGCGCCCACGACGAAGGCGGGCCGAACGCCUGCCCGCCGCAGGACUCCGACCAAAGCUACUAUGUCAUGUCGCCCUACAUCUUUUUCUUCACGAUCCGAUGGUCCCCGUGCAGCACGAAAUUCAUGACCGAGCUCUUCAGCGAGGGAUUGGGCGACUGUCUGAGCAACAACCCGCGAAAUCCGCCGGAGAACUUCAAGUUCCCGAACAUGCUGCCCGGCGCGAUGUACGACUCGGACUACCAGUGCAACAUGGUUUUGCCCGGCUCGAAGCACUGUCUAGCUUCGGAGGGCGAGUGCGAAAGGCUAUGGUGCACCAAGGAGGACAAGUGCGUGACUCAGGGCACCGGGGUGGCCGACGGGACGAAAUGCGGCGAGAGCAAGUGGUGCAUCCACAAGAAAUGCGUGGAUAUGGGCACCAGACCGAAGGCGGUGCACGGCGGAUGGGGCGAAUGGGGUCCCAUGAGCAAAUGCAGUCGAACCUGCGGCGGCGGCCUGAAAACUUCUGAGCGGGAGUGCAACAAACCGUAUCCAUCGAGCGGUGGCAGGUACUGCAUCGGAGAGAGGAAGAAGCUAGCCAUUUGCAACACCCAGCCCUGCGACCCUACGAAACCGCCGAUCCGGGCGGUCCAGUGCACGUUGUACAACAAAGUAAAAGUCUUUGCGGACGGUAUCCUCUACACGUGGAGGCCGCACGUGGACAAGGACUUUCCUUGCGCCUUGUUCUGCGUCAACGAGAAGAACGUAAGAACAAGGGUGAAUCCGCAAGCGAACGACACGACACCCUGCAGACCCGGAACGAACGACAUGUGCAUCGGAGGCGUCUGUAGGAAAGUGAGCUGCGAUUGGAUCUUGGACGGUUCCGCGGUGGAGGACAAAUGCGGGAUCUGCAAAGGGGACGGCACCAAGUGCAAAAAAAUCGAGGGAGUGUACGACAAGCAAAUAGGGCCCAAGCAACGUACGUUUCGCUACCGCGCCGAUGUGACGACGAUUCCGAAAGGGGCGCGCAACAUCGUCAUAAUGGAGACCAAGCCGAAGAAGAAUCUCCUGUCGAUAAAAUACGCAAAAGGGGAGAAAAGCUGCCUGAACAAUGAUAACCGCGGAUUCGCGAGCGGCGAUUACGAGUGCGCGGACGCGAUGCUGGUUUACACGCAUCCCGAGUCGGAGAAGGAGCACAUCAGCAUGAAAGGGCCUAUCAGCGAUGACCUUCUUCUCCAGUACGUAUUUUACGGGAGCGACGCAAACGAGAACUUCGAGGUGACUUGGUCGUAUUACGUGUCGGCAUCGAAUCCCGGGUACACGCCGAAAUACCUGUGGGACUUUACGGAGUGGUCGUCCUGCGACGCAAAAUGCGGCGGCGGCACAAUGAUCUCCGAGGCGACGUGCAUCGAGCAGAACUCUGGCAAAGUCACGCCCAAUUUUUGCGAGUCCAUUCCCAGACCGGAAACGAAGAGCCGAUUGUGCAACGUGGAAGCGUGCCCUGCGAGGUGGCGAGUGAGUCAAUGGAGCAGGUGCAACGCCUGCAACGGCAAGUCGGGCUGGAAGCAUCGCAAAGUGCAGUGUGUAAAGCCGGCUUCCCGUGCCGGCGAGGACGACGUGCAGGCAAACUUUGACGCGUGCAAGGGACGCGUGCCAAAACAAAAAGAGGAAUGCGUCGUGAGUCAAUGGAGCAGGUGCAACGCCUGCAACGGCAAGUCGGGCUGGAAGCAUCGCAAAGUGCAGUGUGUAAAGCCGGCUUCCCGUGCCGGCGAGGACGACGUGCAGGCAAACUUUGACGCGUGCAAGGGACGCGUGCCAAAACAAAAAGAGGAAUGCGUCGGUCAGAGACCGUGCAAGAAAACCUGCCCGAAACCGUCCGGCGACACCGCCAAAGCUCCCGAGAAACGGACGAGAUCUACGGAGAAACGUGCCAAGAUGAUCGACGCGGUCGUGGAUCUGAAUCUGGCGCGAUACCUGGAGAAGUCAUACGGAAUCCGAAGCGGUGCCGACGAAUUGAGCCGUAUAGGGGACACCGACGGCUACCGUCAGGUGUUGCGCGACUGGUCAGCCGCGGUCGAAAACAAGGCGAAGCGCAACAGUUGCAUCCCAGUGAAGAAUCUAACGUACCCGAAGCUGGGCUCGAUCAUCAAAGACGACAUCCCGGUAGAAUCCAUGAUGGUGGUGGAAGCCCCGUACUUGGACGAGAAUUUGCAACAGAAUUUAUCCGACAAAGCUUACCAGGAAGCCGGCGACAGGGUCGGAGUCAGCAUCGACACCUCCCGGGAGAAGGUCUAUCACGGAGAGGAGGCCAUCAAGAAGAUACAGGAGAUCACUGGGCAGAACGAGAGCGCGAUGCCACCGAGCCGUUCGAGGUUUACGUACGAUCGGCUGGCCAGGCUCGUGGAUCCCGUCGAUCAGAGAUAAUCGACGGCCAAUUUCAGUCCGAUGUUAAUUUAAGAGUUCUAGGGGCUUUGCCAGUGACUAGCCUGGCUUUAGAUUGUAUCUAGGGACCUCGAUCAAAGUCGACGGGGAAUUCUUCGGAUCGUAUUUAGACCGUAUCUAGACGAUAAGAGUUGAAAAGAUUUGUUAGUUUACGCGCCGAUUUAUGUACGACAAAUAAACAUGCAUGCUUCGAUCGCAUUGGAA